This is a messenger RNA of Exophiala oligosperma, 782 nucleotides long. RefSeq lists its product as uncharacterized. Lineage: Eukaryota; Fungi; Ascomycota; Eurotiomycetes; Chaetothyriales; Herpotrichiellaceae. The transcript has 4 exons. The record is from RefSeq and is a predicted model, not a curated record. The coding region runs from base 72 to 782 and encodes 236 amino acids. Gene Ontology annotation, molecular function: hydrolase activity.
UAAAAGGCUUGGUUUUUUUUUCCACUUUUUGUUUGAUUCUCGACAAGAGCCUGAAUACUCGAGAAUCAAGAAUGACGUCUGAAGCUUGCUGCAGGAUCCCUGCCAUUGUUGCAAAAGGUUACCAACCUCGAGGAGUCUAUCAAACCAUCGCUGGUCUGAAUACGUACGUCACCGGGUCUACCGCAGAAGCAAAAUCAGGUAUCGUAGACAUUUUCGACAUUUUCGGUUUCAGUACGCAGACCCUCCUAGGUGCCGACGUCCUCGCUGCCCGGACGAAUUCCGUCGUCUUGGUCCCUGACUUCUUCGACGGCGAGGCCGUCAGUCAUGACUGGCUACCGGCCGACACUGAAGAAAAGAAAGCCUGGUUGUCGAGAUUCAUGAGUGAAAAGGCUGCAUUCCCUCGAAAUGUGGAUUUGUUGUUGAGGGUGACGAAAGAGUCUAAGACCACGUUCGCCAACGUGAACUCUUGGGCGACGUUUGGACUAUGUUGGGGUGGGAAAGUGGCGGUGCUGGCGUCGGGACCAGAAUCUCCCUUUGUGGCAUCUGGACAAGCUCAUCCUGGACGUAUGGACAAGGCGGAUGCGGAAAAGUUGACGAUCCCGCACAUUGUACUUGCAUCCAAAGACGAGCCAGCCGACACUGUCACUGCGUAUACGGAAAUCAUCAAGACAAAUGGCGUAGGUGGCGUGGUCGAGACGUACCAUACCAUGUGGCACGGGUGGAUGGGUGCUCGCGCGGACCUGGAAACAAAAGAAAGUCGCGAGGAAUACUCUCGCGGGUAA